Messenger RNA from Eutrema salsugineum, 1452 nucleotides. RefSeq names its product zinc-finger homeodomain protein 9. The record is from RefSeq and is a predicted model, not a curated record. Bases 244 to 1215 code for a protein of 323 amino acids. Gene Ontology annotation, molecular function: transcription cis-regulatory region binding; DNA-binding transcription factor activity. The transcript has a single exon. Gene Ontology annotation, cellular component: nucleus. Gene Ontology annotation, biological process: regulation of DNA-templated transcription; regulation of developmental process. NCBI's taxonomy places the organism in Eukaryota, Viridiplantae, Streptophyta, Magnoliopsida, Brassicales, Brassicaceae.
AACAUUCAUCACCAGAUUCACUAUCAUCAUAUAACAGCUUCCUCUUCUUCAAAAAAGUUAUUGUCUUAAACACAUUAAAAUAACACAAAUCAAAUGAUCUCCAAAAGUUGAUUAUCUCUCUUUAUCCAUCUUCUUCGUUUCUGAAUAUCAAACUUUGUUUUCGAGCUUAACCUAAACCCCCGAGUUUUCUCGCAAGAUUAUCUUGAUAAAAAAAACCAACCAUAGAUGCUUGAAUUUUGAGCAAUGGAUAUGACUCCUAAAUCUCCUGAACCCGAAUCCGAAACUCCGACCAGGAUCCAACCAGCGAAACCAAUCUCCUUCAGCAACGGCAUCAUCAAACGCCACCACCACCACCACCACCCAAUAAUCGCCGUCACAUACAAAGAAUGCCUCAAGAACCACGCGGCGGCGAUUGGCGGUCACGCGCUCGACGGUUGCGGCGAAUUCAUGCCUUCUCCUUCCUCCACGCCUUCCGAUCCAACUUCCCUCAAGUGUGCCGCCUGCGGUUGCCACCGUAACUUCCACCGCCGUGACCCCGACGAUUCAUCCCUCUCUUCCGCCGUUCCGCCACCGUCUCUCCCUCCAUCCUCCACCACCGCCGCCAUCGAGUACCAGCCUCACCACCGUCACCACCCGCCUCCACCAGCUCCUCCUCUCCCUCGCAGCCCUAAUUCCUCUUCUCCGCCGCCUAUCUCCUCCUCUUACAUGCUCCUCGCUCUCUCCGGCACCAAUAAAUCCGCCGGAAACAACUUACCGUUCUCAGAUCUCAACUUCGCCGCCAACAAUCUCUCCACUCACCACCACACCCCAGGUUCUAGGAAGCGAUUCAGGACGAAAUUUAGCCCAAUUCAGAAGGAGAAGAUGCACGAAUUCGCCGAUCGAAUCGGGUGGAAGAUUCAGAAGCGCGACGAGGAGGAAGUUCGCGAUUUCUGCCGCGAGAUCGGAGUCGAUAAAGGAGUCCUCAAGGUCUGGAUGCAUAAUAACAAAAACACCUUCAACAACCGCCGCGACCACCAAUUUUCCGGCGGAACCGCCGUUCAGAGGAUCGAUAAUAACGGCGUCGCGGUUUCCGGCGUCGAGAACGCUAAUAACAACGUUGAAGAUGAUGGCGUUCGAGGUGGAAGCGGUUUAGAACACGACCUACAUCGCGGCGGUGGUGGGAGGUUCGAGAGUGAUAGCGGCGGAAACGCGAACGGCUCGUCGUCUUCGUCGUGAAGAAGAGAAAGUGUUGUCGUUUCGCAGGGAAAGAGCAAUAAGGAAGCUUUAGCUUUAGAUCAUAGAGAGUAAGCACUGCUAUUAUCUUCGUUAAUACGUUUAUUAAUAUUAAUUUAAACACUUUUAGCUCUUUUUGUUUUGUUUAGUUCCCUUUGUUUUCGGAUUUUAAAUUGAUCUUCAUUACCACGUAAUUGUCCCAAGGAGGUAAUAAAUAUAAUGUUCCGUAGUUCACUAAAA